AAUACUUAAAUUAAAAAUUUUUAUACAAAGGCCUUAUAGCAAUAUAUAACAUGCGAUAAUCCGGUCCGAAUAAUAAUCCCAACGAUCGAAAAUCGGUUCAGGAAACAUCCUCGUUUUGUUUACUAUCUUUUAUACGGGCCACGAUCGAAACGAUAAGCUCGAUCUAGUCCGUUUACGUGGAAAACGAUGCGAAAGAGUAACUCCGGUCUCAUUUUUUUUUCUCUCUCUUUCUCUCUCUCUCUCUUUUAUUCUCUCUCACUCCGCGCUUCGCUGCAUGAAAUUUGUUAAAGUGUGUUGGUGUGACACGUGUACGACAAUGACGACGACGAGGACGACGAUCGAGCCGACAUGGAAUUCGAUUCUUGACUAGAGGAUGCUGCACGCUCGCUUCAUACAGUUGUGUGCGUGCUCGUAAUAGAACUAAAGUGAUACGCUUGCGCCGGACGAUGUCUACCCCAUCUUCUCGUUGACUUCGGGUGAGGGAAAGCGGGGCGUGUGCAAGGACAGAUGGCAGGGCGUCUCUCCCGGGCCGUGUCGCAUGCACUGUCAGUUUUGCUCGGAUUCUCGUACACGAGUUUUAUCGCGCUCUUUUGCACUCGUCACGAUUCUCAUUGAACGCAGGAAAAUUCGCAAAGAUCGCGCAUACGCUCCACACCUUUUUUUUUCCACUCGCGUGUAUAUAACACGAUCCUUGAAUCACGCGAAUUAAAUUUAUCCGUUUCGUUCUGUCGGUUAAAUAGUUCGGACAGAGCACGAGAUUACCUUUCGAUGUCGUUCGUCAACCGUCGCUGUGACAGAAGGAUGAUAAUUGUUGAAAAUUGUUUAAUUGUAUAGUAAAAUAUAUUUUAAAAGAAAUAAGAUAUUCUAUUUGGUGAAAUGAAUAUUUUUAUACGUUGGUGGGUUUUAAAGAAUACGAAGAAAUAAAUACAACAAAGAAAGGAAUUGUCGGUUGUUCAUCUAUACCAUUGGUCAAUUAAGCAGUUCACGGAUAAAGAUAUGCUCUAGCGGGAAGACAGAGAGAGGCAGUAGUGUCGCGGUGGAGGAAGAGAAAAGGACAAUUAUGGGAAAGAAGUAUCGGGGACAAUUUCUAUGCAUGUCAAUGCGUAGAUCCCGAAUAGCAGAGACAUAAUGGCGACAACGAGUGAAAAAACAAUGGAAAAUCAGAUGCUUAUCGAUUCAUUCGAUAUUUUUCUUUUGCGAUUUUGAUUUCUUCGCGCUUUUGUCCGCGAGAUGCUGUAUCGAACGUUUAAUUCCGGAUUAUUACGCCAUACUAAGGAAAAAUUAACGCGCCGCGAAUGGAAAAUAAUUGAUAAAUGAAAGUCGGGAAGAGCAAUCGUGGAGAACACGAAAAAUCCUUUGUCUUUCAUAUCCCUCCCCUUUUCCUAUCUCCUCAUCCCAUCAGUUAAAACUAGAAACUGUUGUGGCUUUUUUCAAAAAACGCGACGAUUAUAUCGAGCGACAUCGUGGAUCGACUAUGAGAGAGAGAAAUAAAAAAUGAAGGGUUUAUUUUUUACCCUGAGUCUAUUGUUUUCGGUGCAAGGACUCGCCCGGGCUACAUCUGAUCACGAAAUGCACGAGAAUCUGAAUCCACCAGAUCCAUUCGACCGUGGACCUUACUUCGACGUCUCGGCAUCAAAGAACGUCACCGCAUUGGUUGGCAAAACGGCCACUCUAAACUGUCGAGUACGGAAUCUGGGUGAUCGUACGGUUUCGUGGGUAAGGCAUAGGGAUAUUCAUCUUUUGACCGUUGGUGUUGAAACGUACACAUCCGACCAACGAUUCGUGGCAUCACAUUUCCCUAGAACCGAAGACUGGACGCUUCAAGUGAAAUACCCACAGCAUCGUGAUUCUGGCACCUACGAAUGUCAAGUGUCAACAACACCACCAAUUGGUCAUUCUAUGCACCUUUCUGUUGUCGAGCCGAUAACGUCGAUCGUUGGGAAAUCAGAAAUGUUCAUAGACAAGGACAGUACGAUGAAUCUCACUUGCGUGGUACGUCACAGUCCUGAACCACCAACUGCCAUUUAUUGGACCCAUGAUCACGAGGUGAUCAACUACGAUAGUCCUAGGGGCGGUGUAUCGGUGAUCACCGAGAAAGGGGAAGUUACAACGUCGUAUCUUCUGGUGCAGCAUGCCCAGCCUGCAGAUAGCGGCCAAUAUACCUGCCAUCCAAGUAACGCUAAUACAAAGACUGUCCUCGUACAUGUACUCAAUGGGGAACAUCCAGCAGCGAUGCAACACGGUGGCCAACUGAGGUUGGCGAAUCUGCCAUUCGUAAUGAUUUCAACAACUUUGUUAGCCUUCUUGAAUCAUCGUUAUUGAACCAGGCCUCAUCAUGGCAUUACGAAAUAUUCAUUACGAAUAUUCAUCGAAUAAAAUAAUACAUCAUUGAUAGUUGCUUUC
Messenger RNA from Apis dorsata (giant honeybee), 2403 nucleotides. RefSeq names its product lachesin-like. The coding region runs from base 1495 to 2322 and encodes 275 amino acids. The transcript has 7 exons. Gene Ontology annotation, cellular component: neuron projection membrane. Lineage: Eukaryota; Metazoa; Arthropoda; Insecta; Hymenoptera; Apidae. Gene Ontology annotation, biological process: synapse organization. The record is from RefSeq and is a predicted model, not a curated record.